AUGCCCUGCGCGCCGCUGCCCGCCGCCGCCCGCCGCCCUCAGCCGCCCGCCCGCAUGGCAGCGCCCGGCGCCGCCGCCUCCCGAGCCCUGCCCGCGGGGCCGCCACAGCGCGGCGGAGCCGGGAGCGCGGAGCCAGGCGGGCGGCGGGAGCCGGCGGCCGCAGCGCCGGGGGGCGGGAGCGGGAGCGGGGCGGGGCGGGGCCGGGCCGCCCUCGGAGCAGCGCCCCCGGCGGCGGGACGGCAGCGGCACCGCCCGCAGGCCGCAGAGGGUCCUGCCCGACGGAACGGACACCACGGCCCCCCAGGGGCGGUGUCCGCGGUGCCGCUCAGCGCGACCCUGCCCCGGUGUCCCCGGAGCUUCGCGCCGUGCCCGUGCCCGUGCCCCGUGCCCCGUGCCCCGACGCUGCCGCUGCCGCUGCCCCUGCCCGUGCCCCGGCGCUGCCCUUGCCUGUGCCCGUGCCCGUGCCCAUGCCCCGUGCCCCGGCGCUGCCCCUGCCCGUGCCCGUGCCCGUGCCCAUGCCCCGUGCCCCGGCGCUCCCCGUUGCUGCGGAGCCGCGGCCGGGGGACGGAGCUGGCUGAGCACGGAUCGGGAUCGCCACCGCGCCUGCGCACGGAGCCCGCCCUGCCCCGGCCCGGGCCCCGCCACCGGUGCCCCCUCCUGGCUGCGGAGCGGAGCGGGGAGCGCUGUGCGGGCCCGGCCCGCGGCAGGGGUGACAAUCUGGGAGAUCAGCAUCUCAACAAGAGACAUUCUCCUGUUUCUGAUUCGUCAGAAGAGAUCAGGAAGGCUGCUGAGGAGUCUCUGCUCUCUUCUUCAAGCACUCUCGAUGUCAGCCGAAAAAUUAUUACGCAUCUCACUGAGGAAAUGAACCAACUGCCCAACAUAAAGUACCUUCAUCUGGAAGGAAAUGUCAUAUCCACGCUUCCCGAGGAUUUGUUUCAAAAGCUGCCACAUCUUGUUUGGCUGGAUCUCCGCUAUAACAAGAUUAAAGCUCUUCCCCCUGGAAUCGGUUUCCACAGGCAAUUGAAAACUCUGCUCUUAGAGAGGAGUCCUAUAAAAGAGCUACCUGCAGAGCUCAGACACUUGACUUUGCUGACAGCCUUGAAUCUGAAACACUGUCCCCUUGAAUUUCCUCCUAAAGAGGUCAACAAAAGGGAUUUAAAUCCAUCCUGUCCUUUCUUCGGGAUUCUGGGAAUGGAAACCUACCCUGGAUGGAGCCAGCUGCUUCAGGAUUCAGGGAACCUCCUGAGUCUAUGGAACCAAACCUUUGUGCAACUCAGCAUCUCCCAGCACUGCAGUGGAGUAAAAAAAUGCUUUGGGAAUGGUGCAGCCAGGCAAAGCCGAGGAAAGAAAGAAGCGUUUAGAUUCUUACCUACAAAGGCGGAUAUGCUACCCAAAAAUGCACCAUAUGCACCUGAUAACAUCAGUUAACACACCAUGAACAAGAGAGCUGAGAAACAGGACCCUACACCUCAGAUAGUGGAAGAAUGGAUGCUGGAAGUAAAGGGUGAAGCUUCAAGAUCCCGCUGGGAAAAGAAGCUGGAGCAGCACAUCAAAGAGCACACAGCAGUGGUGAAAGCAUGGGGGGCAGGAGUUAAAAGGAGCUUCCCAAGCGGAAAUGAAGAAAGCAAAACAAGAUGGUGAGGCAGUGAGUAUCUGCUCUUUGGAGGCAGGACAGCGGCCGCAGGGCUCUGUGCUGAUGGACGUUGUUGGCUUGACAUUUCCUUAACCU
Pezoporus flaviventris is the source of this 1729-nucleotide messenger RNA. RefSeq names its product leucine rich repeat containing 27 (gene LRRC27). The coding region runs from base 1 to 1428 and encodes 475 amino acids. Gene Ontology annotation, molecular function: protein binding. The transcript has 10 exons. The record is from RefSeq and is a predicted model, not a curated record. Gene Ontology annotation, cellular component: extracellular matrix. NCBI's taxonomy places the organism in Eukaryota, Metazoa, Chordata, Aves, Psittaciformes, Psittacidae.